Fragaria vesca subsp. vesca is the source of this 1299-nucleotide messenger RNA. Its product is annotated as ankyrin repeat-containing protein At5g02620-like. Gene Ontology annotation, cellular component: plasma membrane. The record is from RefSeq and is a predicted model, not a curated record. The coding region runs from base 21 to 1094 and encodes 357 amino acids. Gene Ontology annotation, molecular function: protein phosphatase 1 binding; protein phosphatase regulator activity. The transcript is spliced from 2 exons. NCBI's taxonomy places the organism in Eukaryota, Viridiplantae, Streptophyta, Magnoliopsida, Rosales, Rosaceae.
CUGAUAGAGGGGAGAGUGCGAUGCAUUUGUGUGUGGGGAGUAAUAGGUUGGAGGGGUUGAGGGUUUUGGUGGAGAGUGUUGGGAAGGAUGAUGAGGUUUUGAAUUGGAAGGAUGGGAAUGGUAACACCAUUUUGCAUAUUGCUGUGGCCAAGAAGCAACUUGAGAUGAUUAAGUUUUUGCUGACCAGUACUGGAGUGGAUGUGAAUGUUUUGAAUGUGAAUGGCUCUACUGCAUUAGACAUUCUACUGCAGAGUCCUAGAGAUUUGAAGGAUAUGGAGAUUGAGGAUUGUCUUCGAGAGGCUGGAGCUCAGAGGGCGAAGGACAUGCGUUCGAUUGAGCAUGAAUGGGUUCCGAAAAAAGAACCUCAGGUGGCCAGGCGUGUAACCUCCUCAGUUUCAUCUUCGAAUGGUGAGAGGACAAUGACAAGACGUGCAACUUCUGUGGUAUCCAUGAGUGGUGAACGCCAGGUAACAAGGCGCCUAGGCUCAAAAGUAUCCUCAAAAGAGAGUGAUUCUAACAGACCGGAGGUGAAACCGGAGCCUACUGAGUGGCUUGGCAGGAAGAGAGAUUCAUUGAUGGUGGUGGCGUCGCUGCUUGCAACUGUGGCCUUCCAAGCUGCAAUAACACCACCUGGAGGUGUUUGGCAAGAUGACGCCCAAGCAGACGAAAAUAACCCUGGUCACACCGUAGGAACAUCUAUCAUGGCCACAAGCAACAGAAAAGAGUAUGGUAUAUUCAUGAUCUUUAACACAGUCGCUUUCCUCUCAUCCUUGAGCAUAAUUCUUCUUCUUGUUAGUGGACUGCCUAUAAAAAAGCGGAGGUGGAUGUGGAUACAGAUGAUCAUAAUGUGGAUUGCCAUCACUACACAAGUAGCAACUUACUUUCUCUCGCUCCGUCACAUGUCCCCUAAGAAUGUGGAACACGUCUUGCGUCAGGUCUCAUCGAUAUCUGUUUUGACAUGGUUGUGUUUAGUGUUGGUUGUUUUCUUUGGGAAUGUCAUUCGUUUGAAUUUAUGGGUUCUCAGAAAGUAUGGUUAUAUCAAGCCAAAAGAGGGAGACCAAUUAGCUACAAUUGAUGAAGAAGAAGAGGUGUAAGCUGAAGAUUACAGUGAGCAAUUGUAGUCUUUGGUGUCUCAGGUUUUUGGUCAUAGUUGUUUUUGACACUGGAUUCAUUGAUGUUUUAUACCUCCUGGAAUUGCAUCUGCUCAUGUAUCCGUGUUGAGGUGUUUUAGAAACUUUGCAGCAGGGUCUUGUCAAGUAUGAGAUUAAACGUUUGAAGAUCUUGUUUUUAGCAGCAAAG